AUGGCACCUCCUCGUUACUCCAACCAGUCCUUGAAUGGACCCUACCACAUCCAACAGAACCACCUCCAGUCGCACGGUGCCUCCCAUCAGCAUGGUGCCCUUCCUCCCCCAACCCACUUGGGCACACCUUCCUUCGGCGCCGGAGGGUCUUCCAACGCGAGCCCUUUUGCCCUUGCGGGAAACCUCAACAAUGGCUUCGAUCGCAGCAUGCUAGACACGGGUAUCUUGCAAGGCCAGAUGGGUCAAAUGGGUUUCCCUCGUGGCGGCCCGGUUCAAGCGCAUCAAGGCUACGACGCUCUUGGUGGAGGACUUGACAAUAAAGACGAUGCCCGAAUUCGAAAUGUCUGGAAACACAACCUGAAGGAAGAGAUGGCCACUUUGAGGCAGCUGGUCGAUGAUUAUCCUUAUAUUGCUAUGGAUACUGAAUUUCCGGGUAUCGUCGCUCGGCCGAUUGGACAAUUCACCACCAAAGCAGACUAUCACUACCAGACUUUGCGCUGCAACGUCGAUCUCCUCAAGAUGAUCCAGCUCGGCAUUACUCUCUUCAAAUCUGAUGGGUCACUACCUCCCCCCGAUGCCGUCUCCUUAUCCAAGUCUCAGUUCCACCAAAACCUCAUUCCUACGCCUUGCACCUGGCAAUUCAACUUCAAGUUUUCCCUUGAGACAGACAUGUAUGCACGAGAAUCCACCCAGAUGUUGACAAAGGCGGGCAUCGAUUUCGACCGUCAUGCCAAACAUGGUAUAGAUCCUAAUGACUUUGGGGCUCUGCUCAUCAGUUCUGGCCUUGUGCUUGAACCUGAUGUGCAUUGGAUCUCCUUCCACUCCGCUUACGACUUUGGUUAUCUGAUGAAACUCAUGAUCUGCAAACCAUUGCCCGAAGAUGAGGCCCAGUUCCACAAAUAUCUCGAGAAAUUCUUCCCCUCGCUGUUCGACAUCAAAUUCAUCCUCAAGCAUACAGGAGUCAAGGGCACCGUGAACAACAACCAGCCACUCACUCAAGAAGCCACCAUGAUGGUUCAACGAAUCAUGACAAAGUCAGGUCUACAAGAUAUCGCAGAGGAGCUCGCCGUUGCCCGAAUUGGACAGGCUCAUCAAGCGGGUUCGGAUUCCUUACUGACGGGUCAAGUGUAUUUCAAAAUGAAGGAAAGGAUCUUUAACGGAACGAUAGAGGAAGAUCGUUAUCGGUCUCAAGUUUGGGGGCUCAAUGCGCAAAUGCCAAAUUCAAUGGCACCGCUCACUCGUGAUUUUAACACUCCCAACAUGAAUGGUGCCACAUUCUACACUCAGAAUGGCACACCUACGACACCACAAACUGGCAACAUCGGAAUGGCUGCUGGCCCGUCUCACACCCCUAUUCCAGCCCACAUGGGUAGUAUGACGCCUGGAGGAUUUGGUAAUUUUCAAUACCAGAAGGCGAUGAGCUAG
Messenger RNA from Exophiala bonariae, 1425 nucleotides. RefSeq lists its product as uncharacterized. NCBI's taxonomy places the organism in Eukaryota, Fungi, Ascomycota, Eurotiomycetes, Chaetothyriales, Herpotrichiellaceae. Bases 1 to 1425 code for a protein of 474 amino acids. Gene Ontology annotation, cellular component: CCR4-NOT core complex; CCR4-NOT complex; P-body. Gene Ontology annotation, molecular function: poly(A)-specific ribonuclease activity; nucleic acid binding. The transcript is spliced from 2 exons. The record is from RefSeq and is a predicted model, not a curated record.